Apis florea (little honeybee) is the source of this 1588-nucleotide messenger RNA. RefSeq names its product mitochondrial ribosomal protein L37 (gene mRpL37). Lineage: Eukaryota; Metazoa; Arthropoda; Insecta; Hymenoptera; Apidae. Gene Ontology annotation, cellular component: mitochondrion; ribosome. Gene Ontology annotation, molecular function: structural constituent of ribosome. Gene Ontology annotation, biological process: translation. The record is from RefSeq and is a predicted model, not a curated record.
UUUAAAAAAUUGAUCCUUCUAAAAUAAUUAAUUACUGAUAUUUCUGACAAUCUGAUAUUUCUGAUAUAUAUAUUUUAUUAAUACUGAUUCUUAUUAGAAUUAUAAUCCUCGUAUAUAAUUUAUAUAGAAUAUUGUAUAAUAUGUCAUAUUAACUAUAAUCAAGAUUUAUUGAAAUAAAUUAUAAUGAAAUUCACACAAUUUUUAUAUAAACAUCAUAUAGGUAAAGCAGUGAGAUAUUUAUGGCAGCAUCAACGAGAGAGACUUAUAUUAAUGACUAAAGCAGAAAAUAUUUUAAGAUCUAUGAAUUUUCCAAUUGAAGAUGCUACAAAAUUUUUAUUAGAACAAACUCAAUAUAAACACGAAAUAAUUGGAAAAAAUUCAAAUAAAUUCAAUAACAUAAAUCUUGAAUUGAAUGAUCAAAAAUAUUUGAUAUUUGAAGAUCAUAAUGUUUUACAAGAAGGAGUACCCCAAGCAUGUUUAUUAACAAAAACAUUAAAAAUUGAUAAUGAAUUGCCAAAAAAAAUACAAAAUUUAAUUACUGAAAUUCCAGAUAAUGUAAAUAAUUUAUUAAAAAGAUUUGUUUAUACAUCUGUAAUAUAUGAUACACAGCAAGUAAAAUUACCACGAUUAAAGGAUCCUAAUCGACCUGCUUGGGUAUUUCCAAGAGUAUAUGGUGUAACUACUACAAGAAAAAUGCAUAACUUAUCAAAAAAGUUUUUACAACUUUGUGAUUCAUUAUGUGGAUUAAAUGAUGCGCAAAAUAAAUCAAUAGUGCAUGAUGGACGUUUAUCUACAUGUUUACAAAAAGAAAAUUAUUUCAUAAAAUUUUCUUUAAAAAUGGAUAUAAUGAUGACAUCUUUAAUACCUUUGACACCAAUAGAAGAUGUAAAUAUGAAUAAUGAAUUUGAUUUACCUGAUAUUUAUCCAUUACAUUGUACCAUUGGUUUAUCUAAAUUAAAUAUUUUUGAUAAUGAAAAUCUAUAUCCAAUUACUAUGGAAUCGCCAUUUAUGAAUGUUCAUACUAUUUUUAUAAAUAAUAAUCCAGAGGAAGUUAAAAAUUUAACUGAAAUGCCAGUUACAGAAGAUCAAAUUCAUGCACGUUCUAUGAUAAAAUCAUUUACUGUAGCAGCAACUUGUGCACAACAAAGAUUUGGAUUAAAUGUGAAAAAAUUACCUGAACCUAUUGUUGUGCAAUGUGUUCAAUCAGAUGGACAAAACUUUCAUUUCUCUGUAUAUCAACUUAAUACCUUAGACAUUGAUGGUAAAGAAGGAAUAAAAAAUUUUUGGUGGUCAGAACCAUCAAUAAAAUUAUAUGAAGAAGCUCAGUAUGAAAAGGGACAACCUUGUCUUAAAGAUUAUAAUAGUGAUGUUUUUAAAAGAUUUCUUGCAUUUUAUAAAAAUAAAUAAAAUAAGAAACAAUUAUUCAUAAUAAAUAUAUUUUUUGUUUAUCUUAAUUUAUUAGUUAAAAAUAUUUAUAUUGUUAUAUAUUAAUUUAAAAAUUAUAAAAACUUGUAAAUUUAUUUGUCAAUACAUCAUUCUGUUAUAUUGCACAUAAAAUAUAUAUAAAAUAGUGAAACUUAGCUUUUUU